AUGUGGUUUCAGGACGUUUGGCGUUCUGCAGUUGGGUGGGACGACCCAGUACCACCCACAAUCGAAAAGGCUUGGCGAGAUCGUCGAGUAGAGCUACAGAACUUGAAGGAGUUGAAGGUCGAUCGCUGGAUUGGAUCCGGAAUGGCCGGCUCAUUCACGGAGCUGCAAGUGUUUGCUGACGCUUCCGAACGAGCUUACGCCGCUGUGGUAUACGCCCGCACUUUGCAACCCGACGGUACUGUUGCUGUAAGCCUCAUUUCAUCGAAAACUAAGGUGGCACCGCUUAAACCCACGACUCUACCCCGCCUUGAACUUUGCGCUGCACAUCUAGCCUCGAAGUUGGUCCGAAACGUGCUGCACAGUUGGGGUAAUCUUCGCUACCCGCUAUAUGCUUGGACGGAUUCAACCAUCACCUUAGCCUGGCUACAAGCACAUCCUAGCAAAUGGAUAACCUUUGUAGCUAACCGCGUUGCCGAAACCCAAGACGUUUUGCCGCCGAAUAGUUGGCAUCAUGUAAGGUCUGAAUUGAACCCAGCUGACUGCGCGUCCAGGGGUAUAUCGCCGUCUGAUCUCCUUUGUCACAAACUUUGGUGGAACGGUCCUGAAUUUUUGAAAGGUACAGACCAGUUUUGGAAGAAAGAGUCGACAAAUCAACACGCAACCGACAUUGGCGUUCGAAACAAAGUUGCAGCAAACGUUUCAAAUUCAAACGAUUACUGGCCCGUCAUUACAAAAUAUUCGUCGUAUUUAAAGCUACGUCGCGUCAUUUCAUUCUGCUUACGAUUCGUUAGUAACAUUCGAGCAACUAAGCGUCUCGUCGAAAAACGCCAUGGUCCUCUAAGCGGGUUGGAGCUGGUCGAAGCGGAGCGCCGCUUAGUUAAAUAUACGCAAAACUUUCGCUUUGCCAAUGAGAUCUCUCACUGCAGCGCAAAAAGGCCGAUCCCGCUACGUAGUAGCUUGGUGCGUUUGCAACCAUUUCUGGACCCAACGGUAUUCUCCGUGUAG
Rhagoletis pomonella (apple maggot) is the source of this 1005-nucleotide messenger RNA. RefSeq lists its product as uncharacterized. Lineage: Eukaryota; Metazoa; Arthropoda; Insecta; Diptera; Tephritidae. The coding region runs from base 1 to 1005 and encodes 334 amino acids. The transcript has a single exon. The record is from RefSeq and is a predicted model, not a curated record.